AUGCGAAUAUAUACUUAUUUAUCAAAGAAAGUCGGAGACUUGACCAUUAAAUAUUCAAAUUUUCCAGAAUCUUACGUAAAGCGAAGUUUUGAGCAGGUCUACUGGAGAACCCCUAAGGGUUAUCCACAAUAUACCGAUGCCGAGGUAUCACGCAAAAAGUUUCGCUUUACUACCAAUAGACCUUGGACAGGGGCGUUUGCGCGGCAAAAUGAACGCGGAACGUUAAGGAAGAAAGUAUUUGUUGAACCAAUAAAAGAAUGGAGUUUUUUUAAAGGUGACCGUGUUGAAAUAUUGGUGGGUAAGGACAAAGGCAAGCAAGGAAUAGUCGCUCAAGUCAUACAAGAGAGAAAUUGGGUUUUUGUUGAAGGAUUAAACACUCACUUGAGAGUUGUAGGAAAAGAUAAGGAAUUUCCAGGAAUAGUAGUACAAAAUGAAGCUCCUUUGCUAGUUACCACAGAUGUCAAACUUGUUGAUCCUGAAAGUUUAAAAGCCACAGAAGUCGAAUGGAGAUACACUGAAGAUGGGGAAAAGGUUCGUGUCUCGGUGAGCAGUAGUAGAAUAAUACCAAUACCAAAAGCAGCAGAGGAGACCACAGAUUAUAAAAGCAAAGAGCUUUAUAUAGAAAAUCCUGAGAAGGACACAACCGCAGAUGAAGCUGCUAAGAUAACAUUUUCACCCAAGCUCCGCACAUUUGAAAUGGAUAUAAUGGAAGAGAUGGGCAUCAAAGAGGAUCGGGUUCCUGCUAUGUCUUAUUGGUAUUAA
Messenger RNA from Leptosia nina, 762 nucleotides. NCBI's taxonomy places the organism in Eukaryota, Metazoa, Arthropoda, Insecta, Lepidoptera, Pieridae. The record is from the annotation of a GenBank genome assembly.